AUGGCGGCUCUUGUAUCCAUCACUCCAAUCAGAACAUCACUAACCAUUUCCUGCCCUUCUUCCCCGUUCAAGGGAAAUGUGACGAGUCUGCGAGCAAAAUCAUGGAAUUUCAACCCGCUCAUCAAGACCCAUUCGACGCGUUGGCCUCAGGCGAGACCACUCGUGGUGGUCAACAAAAGGCCCUCGGCUCCGGCCGCGGUUCCGGUGCCUGGCGAGCGGUUCAGGCUGGACAAUUUGGCGCCGCAGCCAGGUUCCAGGAAGAAAGCCAAGAGAAAGGGAAGAGGUAUCGCCGCCGGGCAAGGUAACAGCUGUGGGUUUGGAAUGAGGGGACAGAAAUCCCGGUCGGGUCCUGGUGUGAUGAGAGGAUUCGAAGGUGGGCAGAUGCCUCUCUAUCGCCGUAUCCCUAAAUUGCGGGGAAUUGCUGGAGGUAUGCAUGCUGGUUUACCUAAAUAUGUCCCGGUCAACUUAAAGGACAUAGCAGAAGCAGGUUUUCAAGAGGGCGAGGAGGUUUCACUGGAGAGUUUGAAGGAGAAGGGCUUAAUCAACCCAUCAGGAAGAGAAAGGAGACUUCCUCUGAAGAUCCUAGGUGAUGGGGAGCUAGACGUGAAGCUGAACUUCAAAGCUCGUGCAUUUUCAACAUCAGCGAGGGAGAAGCUGGAAUCUGUUGGCUGCUCGCUCACCGUGUUACCUGGCAGGAAGAAGUGGCUGAAGCCAGCAGUUCUAAAGAACCUUGCUAGAGCUGAUGAAUACUUUGCAAAGAAAAGAGCUGCUGCAGCAGCAGAGGCAUCUGAGCCUGAGCCAGCAGCCUCUUCUUGA
Molecule: messenger RNA, 816 nt
Organism: Linum trigynum
Lineage: Eukaryota; Viridiplantae; Streptophyta; Magnoliopsida; Malpighiales; Linaceae
Source: the annotation of a GenBank genome assembly